Penicillium manginii is the source of this 1086-nucleotide messenger RNA. RefSeq lists its product as uncharacterized. NCBI's taxonomy places the organism in Eukaryota, Fungi, Ascomycota, Eurotiomycetes, Eurotiales, Aspergillaceae. The coding region runs from base 1 to 1086 and encodes 361 amino acids. The transcript is spliced from 5 exons. The record is from RefSeq and is a predicted model, not a curated record.
AUGUCCGCCGGGAACACCCCAAAGGAUGUGUAUCGCACGCUGAAUCUGGUGGUGCAAUGUCUGUGCAUUCCGAUCGUAUCGGCGGCUGUCGCCCUACGAUUUUACACUCGUUUUCGAUUUAAGCAGCGCCUCGGAGUUGAGGACUAUGCAUGCACUGUAGCUUGGGGCCUCUUCAUGGGAUAUUGCGGAAUCGGCAUUCUCAUUGGCCGCCAUGGAGGAGGUUACCACAUCAAUGAUGUCCUGGCUCUUGACGACGGAGCGGCGGAGAUCAUUCAAUUCAAGAAGUUCUGCUACAUCGCCACCAUUCUUUACUGCCCAAUGGCACUUUUCGUCAAAAUCGCCCUACUCUCGAUCCUUACUCGCAUCUUCGCUCCCUACCGAAGCAAGGUCUACUUCAUCUACGGCCUUCUCGGCGCCUUGUGCGUCUACUACGCCAUCGCCCUGAUCAUCAAAAUCCGCAUGUGUUACCCCAUUCCUUAUUACUGGCUGGGAUCUGAACUUGAGGGUGGUGGAACUUGUCUCGACCAGACGGCCGCCCUGAUCGCCGACUCUGUUAUCAGUGUCGUUAGCGAUAUCAUUAUUCUCGUCCUACCCUUACCCUUGACCUGGUCGCUCCAAAUGUCCAAGAACAAGAAGCUACGUGUUAUGGGUCUGCUUGGAGCUGGUGGCUUCGCUGUCGGCUUUAGUCUGUAUCGACUCGUGCUGGUGCUUCAAGAUGGUACAUCACCCGAUCAAACCAUCGUUUUCAUGUGUGUCAUUAUGUCUGGAAAUGCCGAGGGUGGUGUCGGUCUGAUCUGCGCUUGUCUCCCCGUUCUUAACGUCCUGCUCGCUCAUUAUCGGAAGGAAUACUCGUCCCAGAAAUACUACAACCAGAGCUCUGAGAUUCAACUCGGAGACCGCAGGACAGGAACCACAUCUAAGACCGCGUCGCAAUGGGACAAAGCAACGGCUUUCGGUGAUCAAAGUCAUCUUAUCUCCUUUGCCGGGGCCCCUGAGGCAGCGGACUCCCUGUAUAAUGAGAAUGGUAUCCGCAAGACAGUUGCGGUAGAACAAACUGUCGAGAGCCGGGAUAGUGAUAGUCGCUGA